AUGAAUUUGGCGUCCUCUGCAACCUUCCCUCCUCCUCUUUACACGAGCAUGAGCAGCGGCAAUAAUUAUACCACCAUCAAGCCCGUUCCUCUACCGUCAUUCAUCAUGAAGGCAUCAAGCAUCCUCAUUUUGAUCUUCGUCGGCGUCUCAGUCGCAGCGCCCGGCACCCCAGUUCAGGGUGACAUGCUUGAAGUGCGUCAGCAAACGCCCAGGCCGCAGCCAACCGCCUCCCCAUCGACUUGUACUCCCGGCAAGUACCGUUGCUCAGGGUCCGACAUCCAAGUCUGCAACUCCAGCAAGCAGUGGAUUCUGAGCGCCAAGUGCAGCCCGAAAAAGUGCAGCGAGCAGAACGGUGGUGCUUACUGCAUCUAA
Molecule: messenger RNA, 372 nt
Organism: Pyricularia grisea
Lineage: Eukaryota; Fungi; Ascomycota; Sordariomycetes; Magnaporthales; Pyriculariaceae
Exons: 2
Coding region: 1-372 (123 amino acids)
Source: RefSeq, a predicted model, not a curated record